CUUGUGUAUUGAGACCAUAUACAUCAUGUAUCCGCGUAUUGAUUAAAUUAUCUAGUAUCCCGUCAACCCAGCUAGUAGAGUCGGCCUUACGGCCUUUGUGCCUGUAAUAAAAAUGCCCUGUCCCUUUGGGUUUGCUGGCGCCGAGGAUGCGGACGACGAAGGUGACAUGACCAGCGAGGAAGACAAGUCGGAAGAGGAGGAAGCGAAAGCAGAGUCGUCUGACCAGAACAAGAAGGAAGAGGAGGAGAAACCCGAAGCUGGCGAUGGUGCAGCGAUCAAGAAGAAAAAGAAGAAGGUAGACCCUGAGGACCUUACGUUCGACUUCGAAAAGGAUCCGGUGUCCUGGUUCUAUCAGAACCAAAUUAAAAGUGAGGCGGAAUUCAACAAGAAGAAGGAUGCCCUGAGGGCCGAAGCCCGAAAGCGGUUAGACCAAAUUAUGUCUAAGAAGGACAAGAAAGUGGAAUGGCCCACCGAUUCGGAGCUUGACGAGCUGUCGAUUCGCAGCAGCGAGCUCUCGGACCUUGACAGCGAUGUGGAUUCCUUGGGGUCCAUUCUCAGCUGUGCAAACUCCUGGAUCGACGAUGCUCGCUACGGUGCGCCCGCGGAGAAGACGCUCGUGCUGUCCUCCUACGCCUCCCUGGCGACUGCUGCGUUCAGCAUGUACCUGUCGAUGCAAGCUGUCAACACCACGCGAAAGGUUGUCGGCGUGCUGGUGAACAGCAUCUGGCCGCUCGCCGCCUUCCUGUCCUGCGUGCUGCUGGGCGGCGCCUUCAUCGGCGCGCUGCUGUCGGUGCGCUACCGCUCGCGGCGCAUGCUGCUGCUCAGCCAGGCAGCCAUGCUGCUGCUGUACUCGGGCUUCCUGGUGGUCAUGUGCGGGGUGGUGAUGAGGCCAACCGUUGUGGACCCCAAGCUGCGCGACGUGGCAUGCAUCAAGUACGGCAAGUCCGACCAGGGCUCCCGGCUGUGCAAGAUGAUUCCCGGCAUUGAGCGCGACCUGGCAGAGCAGAUGACCAGCCUCAUGUGGGCGGGCGGUGUAGCUGCCACAUGCUCGCUGGUCUGCCUGGUCACCAGCAUAUGGUACCUGUACGAACUGUCGUACAUUGAGAAGAAGGCGAUCAAGCACAAGCGCCGGCAUAAGCGCCGGAAGCACAGCAUUCCUUGGGACAAGAUCAAGAUUGUGGGGCCCGUUAGCCGGUGCGGUGCGGGCGGUGGUGGCAGCUGCCCGGUCGCGCAUAACGGCGGUGGUGGUGCCGCGCCGGCAGCAGCGGCAGCUGGAGCAAAGUGCCCCUUUUCCGGUUCGGCGGGCGAUAAGAAGAACAACUGAACGUGAAAUGGUGUUUAGGUAACAAGGCUGGCUUGCUUCUAUACUAACUUGGCUCUAGGAGUAUUGUGAGGAGACGUGAAGGCAGUAUAGGAUGUACAUUAAGCAUCACAGCAGUGGCAAACAAUUCCUGGGUUGCUGUGGACACUCCAGGGGUUACGCUUUGCUGAUGCAUGGAUAGCCGCCGGGAUAGCACGUCAUGUGGCUGCAUGUGAUGCGGUGUGCGUGCGUCGUAGCUUGCGAGUACCGACGUUGUUGCGACCCGCAACCGACGUUUUUAGACGAACAGCUGCAUGGGUCACGGUGUUCCCCAUAAAAGUCAUGAUAUAGUGCAGUUCUAUAUCAGUACAUGGCUGCGUGCGUUGUUUCCUAGACGUGUGCUCCCUAGGGUACCUACGAUAUACAGGGGAUACACCCUUUGGGGGGCGACUGUCAUAUGGGUGGGUGGUACGACAUCCGGUGGCACUGGACCGCUGUGUGGGUGGCCCGCGACUGGGCGUGUUACGAGUCUGGUGGCAUUAUAGUGGUGAAAAGGAGGAGGGUGUGCGGUGUACCCCUGACGCCUAGUGGUAUGCGUGCAAACAUUGGUCCACGUAUGGUAUGGGCGUGAAGGCGCCCGGCGUGCAGUGUGUGCGAUUACCUCAACCCAACUUCUUAGCGAACCCGUUGCUUGUACCUGGGCUUCUAGGUACUGAUUCCUAUCGGAAGCUCUUAUAGCUUAAAUAGUUUUUGUUGUGUCUGCCACUGUAAGGUGACACACCAAGUGUCGUG
Molecule: messenger RNA, 2092 nt
Organism: Astrephomene gubernaculifera
Lineage: Eukaryota; Viridiplantae; Chlorophyta; Chlorophyceae; Chlamydomonadales; Astrephomenaceae
Source: the annotation of a GenBank genome assembly